AUAACAGUCCCCAUUUGAUUCGAAGGUUAUGUUCUCAAUUGGUGUAUUGUUUAGGUUUCGCCAUCCCUCGCUAAAUGGGUUUUUGAACUUUACUACUUCUACGUUUUUACAAGACUGGAUAAGAAACCAAACAUCUCGAAAGCCGAAACGUUUUAAGCUGAAUAAGACCUUCACGGUCCUUGAGAAUGAAUUCGUGGAAGUGAGACAACUUGAGCCUUUACCUUUAUCGCCACAUAACUCAAUGCUACACAAUGGCAUUUGUGAUGCAGUUAACUCCCGUAUAUCAGAGAAAGCUUCUCAGUAUUUUGCUGUAAUAGCAUUAGCAGGAAAACAGUUUAAAGUGUCGAACAAUGAUUUAAUUAUGGUUAAAACGCCAUUCUUUGGAACUGAUAUUGGCGAUCACGUCCAACUGCAAAAGGUGCUACUUUUAGGUUCAUCAGAUUUCACUAUUAUCGGUCGACCUAUUUUACCUGUCCACCAGGUUUUUGUGGAAGCUGUGGUCAUUGAAAAGACCCUUGAACAUCCUAAAGUGUGGUAUCAAUUCCAUCGCCGCCGCAGACAUCAUAAACUUCGGGGUAGGUAAAUUGUCACAUUUUACUUUCUUCUUAGUAUUUCAAGACAAUAUGACUGUCCUUCGAAUCAUUAACAUUCGUCCUAAUUUACUGGAGUCUUCAUUAUGCGAUGUGUAAAUAUAUAUUUGCUUAUGUUUCUUUUUGAAAAUACAACCUUCCCCACAAGAAUACAAAGUUCUCCAUAUUAGAUUUAUCACUUUAUAGUACUUUCUGAGUGUGAAGCAUGGUUAUUACUGACAAUCUAUAUUUUCUU
Molecule: messenger RNA, 825 nt
Organism: Trichobilharzia szidati
Lineage: Eukaryota; Metazoa; Platyhelminthes; Trematoda; Strigeidida; Schistosomatidae
Source: the annotation of a GenBank genome assembly